Messenger RNA from Vanrija pseudolonga, 972 nucleotides. RefSeq lists its product with no specific name. Gene Ontology annotation, molecular function: hydrolase activity. The transcript has 2 exons. Lineage: Eukaryota; Fungi; Basidiomycota; Tremellomycetes; Trichosporonales; Trichosporonaceae. The coding region runs from base 1 to 972 and encodes 323 amino acids. The record is from RefSeq and is a predicted model, not a curated record.
AUGGUCCACAACGGCAACUACACCACCACGCGCACCACCUUUCCGUCGCACGGCGAGACGUGCGCCGGCAUUCUCUGCACGCCCAACGGCAAGGCCCCUUUCCCCGCCGUGGUCCUCCUGGGCCCCUACUCGUUCCAGAAGGAGCAAGCACCGCUGCACUAUGCCUGCCGGCUCGCGGACGAGGGUUAUGUCGCACUUGCGUUUGACCCGCGCACCGUCGGCGAGAGUACCGGCACCCCGCGUCGCCUCGAGAACCCCAAGAUGAAGAAUGAGGACGCCGUGUCGGCCAUCACGUACCUCGAGUCCCUUCCCCAGGUGGACGCCAAGCGGAUCUACGCCGCCGGCAUCUGCCAAGGUGGACCCGAGCUCCUCGACGUGGCCUCAUACGACAAGCGUAUUCGCGCCGUCGCCAGCGUCACGGGCUACUUCCGAGACCGCGAGACGGACCUGUUCAUGAUCGCGGCCGGCGUGACCUUGAACCCGUUCGACGAGGCAACUGCGCCAACGGAGCAGGAGCGCGAGAAGCUUCUCUCUGACCGGCUCGCGCGCGCCCAGGCCGCCAAGGACAAGUACGAGUCCACCGGCGAGGUGGUCUACGCGCCCUUGGUCGCGCCCGAGCUCGGCGACCGCGUCAAGGGCUCCGACGCCGGACUGCCCGGCCCGCUCGUGUGGUCCUGGUACGGCCCGUGGACGCUCAAGGGCUGGGAGAACAAGUACGCCAUCAUGUCGGACCUGGACCACUUCGACUACUCCACCGUCGAGGGCGUGAGCAAGCUCAACACCCCCGCACUCAUCAUCCACGGCGACAUGUGCAUGAACUCUGCUGCGGCGAAGCGCCACUUCGACUCCAUCCCGACCAAGGACAAGAAGCUCGUGUGGGAUAAUGACGUCAACCACUUCCAGUACUACGACUCGCCGGAUAUCGUCGACCGCACCGCGGGCAAGAUUGCCGAGUGGUUCAACGCGCACUAA